AUUUCCCCCUAUUUAUCUCCUUAUCUAGGUUUUUCCCCUCUUUCUCAUCCCCGACUCUUCUCUCUUCUCAGUUCUCUCUGCUCUCCCCUCCCCGCUCCCUGCCGACUCUUUUCUUGCUCCUCUUCUGCUCCCUGCCGACUCCUCUUCUGCUCCUCGACGACUCCUUCCCUAUAACUCCUCGUUUUGCGGCUCUUCUCCUAGGCGACUCUUCUCCCCGCUGACUGCUCCUUCUGCGGCCCUUUUCGCCGUCGACUCUUCUCUCUGCCGACCCUUCUCCUCUGACUCUUUUCCCCGUCGACUCCUCUCCCACGAUUGCUCCACUAAUCGUGUUCUCGUGAUUGCUCCCGCACCAUUUGCUGCCGCAGCUACUGUACGUCGUCGCUACAGCCGUCCUCAUCAUCUUCUGCAAUAACAUGGUGGAAUAAGGAUUCUCCAUGGGAGUCUUUCACCCUAACUACUGAUUUUGACUAGAAAAAAAAAUGCAGAACCUGUAAUGCAACUGGACACUGAGGCAACAGAUGGAUCCUACAUUGAGUUCAAAGACACUGACUUAGUUUGGCAUCAUCAAUAUGCUGAUCCAGAUUUUAUCUCUUGUCAGACUAAAGAACUCCUGGAUCACCUAGAAAAUGUGCUUGCUAAUGAGCCUAUGGUUGUGAAGAGAUGCCAACAUAUAGUUGAAGUGAAGCCCCAGGUUAUAUCAAAAGAAGUUCCAUUGAGGUGCCUCUUGGAGCUACAUGGGUUCAGGGAACAAUGCGAACUUCAGGAUUUGAUACAAUUCUGUAGCUUCCUCGUUGGCAAAUAUCUUGUUGUUGGAGUUGUUGAUGGAAGGAACAUUCAGGCAAAUGAUUUUGCAUCCUCUCUCAGCACACUUGCGAGUCUCGAGGCCAUUGUUGGAAAAGAUAAGCUUGUUGUCUCAACUUCGUGCACACGGCUGUCGACCUUGUCAACGAGACAAAUUAAAUUGGAUACUGAGAUCAAGGGCUUGCUUUUGUGUCUCCAAAAGUUGAUGAAGUAAAUGCAUUGGCUAAAGUGUUGGCGGUGAGAAGGAUGAGGUAGUUCUCACUGCAAAAGUUAUUCAUAUUUCCAGGUUUACAAAUCUCAAGUACUCCAGAGUUGAAAUUGAUGAAGUGCGGUUCGAGUGGGCUUAAUGCAUGCUAGAUUACAUUUGAGUAGGAAAGGUAUUUGAUUUUUGAAAACUUUGGAUGAUGCAUGCAAAAUUAUGAUUUUGGUCCUGUAAUUUACCUUUUUUCUAAUUUUCAUCCGGUUAAGGGUUCAUUUA
Molecule: messenger RNA, 1279 nt
Organism: Zingiber officinale
Lineage: Eukaryota; Viridiplantae; Streptophyta; Magnoliopsida; Zingiberales; Zingiberaceae
Product: probable alpha,alpha-trehalose-phosphate synthase [UDP-forming] 8
Exons: 5
Coding region: 494-1015 (173 amino acids)
Biological process (GO): trehalose biosynthetic process
Cellular component (GO): cytosol
Molecular function (GO): catalytic activity
Source: RefSeq, a predicted model, not a curated record